Aspergillus tanneri is the source of this 1470-nucleotide messenger RNA. It is a transcript of the gene UGA2, whose product is annotated as NAD-dependent succinate-semialdehyde dehydrogenase. The record is from RefSeq and is a predicted model, not a curated record. Gene Ontology annotation, biological process: GABA catabolic process. The coding region runs from base 1 to 1470 and encodes 489 amino acids. The transcript has 5 exons. Gene Ontology annotation, molecular function: succinate-semialdehyde dehydrogenase (NAD+) activity. Lineage: Eukaryota; Fungi; Ascomycota; Eurotiomycetes; Eurotiales; Aspergillaceae.
AUGGGUCAUACCGUGCCCCCUUUGAAAGACCAGUCUCUCCUUAUCGAGAAGGCCUAUGUCAACGGCGAGUGGGUAGGAUCCCAGUCGGGACAAACAUUCGAAGUCCAUGAUCCGGCUUCGGGAAAACUCAUUGGAACAUGUCCUGAGUUCUCUGCUGCAGACACCGAAAAAGCCAUCCAGGCCGCCACUGAGGCCUUUCCGAAAUUCAGCACCACCAUAGCCCGCGAACGUGCUCGUAUGUUGCGUCGGUGGUACCAGUUGAUGAUCGAUAAUGCAGAGGAUCUUGCCACGUUGAUUACAUGGGAGAACGGGAAGCCUUUGGCGGAUGCCAAGGGGGAGGUGAACUACGCCGCUGGGUUUUUCGAAUGGUUCAGUGAGGAGGCACCUCGCAUCUAUGGUGAUACCAUUCCUUCCUCCGUGGCCGGCAACAGGGUGAUUACCCUCAAGCAGCCUGUUGGUGUCUGUGGUCUUAUUACGCCAUGGAACUUCCCUGCAGCGAUGAUUACUCGAAAGGCUGGCCCUGCUCUCGCGGCCGGCUGCACUGUUGUUGUAAAGACACCGGGAGAGACGCCGUUUACUGCAAAUGCUCUUGCAGAGUUGGCUCACCGCGCUGGUAUCCCCAAGGGGGUCUUCAACGUCGUGACUGCUCUGAAGAAUACCCCGGAGGUGGGUGAGACCAUCACCACCCACUCGGAUGUUCGCAAAGUGUCAUUCACCGGCUCGACCAAUGUGGGCAAGCUUCUCAUGAAGCAAUCCGCUUCGACGAUCAAAAAAGUCUCAUGGGAGCUUGGAGGGAAUGCUCCCUUCAUUAUCUUUGACGAUGUGGAGGACCUUGACGCCGCUGUUGCCGGUGCCAUCACUUCCAAGUUCCGGAGCUCAGGCCAGACCUGUCGGGGCAUCUAUGACGAAUUCGUAAAGCGAUUUGUUGAAAAGGUCAAAGAUUUCAAACUCGGUGCUGGGUUCGGAGAAGGCGUUACUCAUGGCCCCGUCAUUCAUGGACGAGCUAUUGACAAGGUCAACGAACAUGUCCAGGACGCCACGUCCAAGGGCGCCAAGCUAGUUGUUGGAGGCCGGAAGGUCCCCGAGAUGGGACCCAACUUCUACGACCUCACCGUCUUGACUGAAAUGACCAAGGACAUGUUGAUUGCGUCCGAGGAGACAUUCGGUCCGGUAGCGGGGUUGUUUCCCUUCGAGACGGAGAAGGAAGUGGUCGAUUUGGCGAACAGCGCGGAAGUCGGUCUGGCAGGCUAUUUCUUCAGCGGCAAUAUCAAGCGUAUCUUCCGGGUUGCGGAGGCUUUGGAAGUGGGUAUGGUUGGUGUGAACACCGGCUUGAUCAGUGAUGUUGCAUCUCCGUUCGGGGGUGUCAAACAGAGCGGAUUUGGCCGGGAGGGCAGCAAGUAUGGAAUUGACGAGUUCCUUGUGAUCAAGAGUGUCACGUUCGGCGGCAUGGGCGGACCUCUGCAGUCGUAA